Molecule: messenger RNA, 1249 nt
Organism: Pseudovirgaria hyperparasitica
Lineage: Eukaryota; Fungi; Ascomycota; Dothideomycetes; Acrospermales; Acrospermaceae
Exons: 1
Coding region: 221-1162 (313 amino acids)
Source: RefSeq, a predicted model, not a curated record
ACUCGUCUCCAGGAUACCCUGACAGGACUUCAGCGGGGUUCGACUAUACAAAUAAAGCCUCAAGCUUAGAGGCAUGUAUAAACUAGAUUCAUUUUAUGGUCAUAAUCGAAAAUAACGCGUUGACUAGAGCAGAGGCCUUAUAUUUAAUAGUUCCCUGUUCACUCUCAAGGUCUCUCUCUCACUUGUACGACAAUUUAUUCAUUUAUUCUUCUCAAACAAAAUGCUUUCUCCCAUCCUCCUUGUAGCAUUCCUAUCUAUGCUUUUCAUUCCUUCCCUAGCACAGGGCGAUUCCACUCCUUCUCGAGCAGCACCACAGCCAGAGUCAGAGCCCAAAGAAAUCACCUUUGCGAUCCAUACGGAAUGCAACAAAUAUCCAUUGGUACGACUUGAGAUUGAAGAAGCUAAGCGCAUGGCCGAAGAAGCCAGAAGCAUAUUGUCGCAGUCGCCGUCGGAGUUGACAAGCCUCUCAACCGCCAGGUUCAAACUGAUCUUCGGUACCAAACCUAGCGAGGACCCCGCGGCUAAAACCAAAGUACUCAACGUCCUCAAAACAUUCGCGGCCCUUCGAGAGGUGAACUCCUUUGGUUCCGCAGAGAUCCAAUUCUACUGCGGCGAUAGUCGCUGGGGCAAAAUCCCCGAAGUGUCAAAAGAAACGUUCGACGUAUUGAAGAGGACGGUUGGGCGGCUUGGCCUUGGCCGCAAAGACCUGGCAGAUAUGCGUAAAGCCGGAAAACCGCUGUACAUUGAUCCGCAAGGCAUGAUGUUCACUACGGAAUCCCCAAACUGCAAGGACCCUGACAACAUCGCGGAAACCUACACUGGUAACCUGCACCGCUAUAUACCCAAGCGAGUGCCGGAGCUUCGUGCAACAAUCUCACUGUGCAACAACUAUCUGGAUGACGCGCAUGAAGAUCCGAAAGCUUUAAUUAGUAAAACUAUCGUAGGAGUUUUAAGAGACGCAGGACCUCAGAGGGUCUCAGACAUUCUGCUAGAUGAAUUGAGACCGUACAUGAGUCCGACUAUCCUGCACACUUUAUUACAUAUACCGCAUUUUGCGCGUAAGUCUACCCAGUCUGUACACCACCAUUUGCAGGGAGAAUUGCUCGCUUUUAGCACCUUUUGCUCUUUUUAUUUCGGCAUAUCUCUGGCUCUCGGGUGUUAACGCGGUGAUGUAGUGAACAAGAUGUCCAGUAAAUACGAAAAGUAUACCUGGGAUGGUGUGGUACAGAUGUCCAGAAGUAAUCCGCUC